AUGGAAGACUCAACUUUGAAGAUUGGUUGGAUUGGUCUUGGUUCAAUGGGCUUAGCUAUGGCGACUAAUAUGCAGAAGCAUUUAUCAGAAAAGAGUUUACCACCUCUUCACUACACCAACCGCACACUAUCGAGAGGUGAUUUGUUAAAGAGCAUAGGAGGUAUACCGUGUCAAACGGUAGCAGAAGUCGUCCAAAACUCAGAUCUAAUCUUCAUCUCUGUCAGCGACGACGAAGCCCUAACCACAACCAUAACCUCCAUCAUCGCCCCCUUAACCCCUCUAACAAACAAAACAAUCAUCGACACCACAACCGUCCACCCAACCACCACCACCAAAGUCUCCACCCUCCUCAGUUCUCUCAACGCCACCUACAUAGCAGCCCCAGUCUUCGGCGCCACCCCAACGGCGCGCGAAGGCAAACUCCUAAUGGCCAUCGGCGGCCCACCCUCAGCAAUCCCAACCAUCCUCCCCUACCUAACCGGCGUCCUAGCCCGCGGCACCAUCCCCGUCGGCCCCGACCCCUCCCAAGCCCUGCUCCUAAAAUCAACGAGCAACUUCAUAACCGCAGGCCUAAUGUACCUCCUCAGCGAAGCGCACGUGCUCGCUGAAUCCGCAGACCUCCCUUCCUCGGUGCUUGAAUCGCUUAUUGAGCAGAACUUCGGCGCUUACGCUGCUGGUGUGUCGAAGAGGAUUACUUCGGGGAGCUAUAUCGCGCCGGAGGGUGAGCGACCGAGCUCUGGGUUGGAGUUGGGGAUUAAGGAUGUGGGGAUUGGGGUGGGGAUUGCGAGGGAGAAGGGGGUUAGGUUGAGGGUUGGGGAGUUGAGUUUGGAGGGGAUGGAAGGGGCGAGAGCUUGGGGGGAGAGGGAGGGGAAUGGGAUGGUGGAGAGGUUGGAUAGUAGUUCGGUUUUCGGGGGGGUUAGAGUGGCGAAUGGUUUAGGGUUCGAGAGUGGGGUUGUCAAGGAGAGGGAUGGUGGAGUAGAGAGGGAGUGAGGAGAUCUUGGAAGAGUUAGGAGAUGUGGCUGGUUGGUGUUAGGAAUGAAUCUGGGGAGGCCUGCUUGAGUUAUAAGUUAUAGAUUGCUGGGAAUCGAUAUCUGCUGGAGAGGAUAUGACCUACACGAAGGAGAACUUGAUUGCGCUGCAUUUAAGACCCAAGUUCAUGCGCAACCAUGUGAUUGUAUAGGAGUAGAGUGUAUUUUACAUAUUCAUACAUGUUCCUGGCUCCUCCGUCUAGGAGCUGUUCCUGGUCUAAAGAAGAUCGACUUGCCCCAACCAAGUUUCUCCGCGAACCUCCAUAUCAUCAACGUAUAUACACAUAUACUCUUACAUCCCUCC
Messenger RNA from Periconia digitata, 1332 nucleotides. The record is from the annotation of a GenBank genome assembly. NCBI's taxonomy places the organism in Eukaryota, Fungi, Ascomycota, Dothideomycetes, Pleosporales, Periconiaceae.